AUGAACAGCAACAGCACAGUUGACCCGCACGAACAACAGCAAGGACCUUCAGUUCACACUGGAAACCAGAAUCAACAUCGCUCUCAAACCGACCCAAACACCCGACUUUCCGAGUUCUUUCGCAGUGACGGGUACUUGGAAGGUAACAACACCCUAUCGCAGCCAAAUACGUCCAAACAGUCCAUAACCAAAUUAACCAACAAACACACGACAAAGAGCAACACCACAACUAAAAAACGAAGAACAACCACAUCACGAGCUUGUGAUGUCUGUGCAUUGAGAAAAGUGAGAUGUGGACCAACCACGCCCUGUGCCCAUUGCAAAGCUAACGGGUUGGUUUGUACGAGGAAUCGAGAACGCAAGAAAUCGGGGCCAAAAGCAUUAUCGAAAAAGACCCUUGAUUCAAUCAAUAAUCUAAGCGAGGUGAUUGAACUUAAUACAAAUGGUGGCGGAGGAGGUGGUGGUGGUACGAAUUGGACAGCAAGACCGGAGUUGGCGUCACGACACUCGUCUACUAAUUCGCAAAGCCCAAGUAUGAUUGAAGAAGAAACUGCUUCUUCGUCGCAUCACUCGACUCCAUCGUUAAGUACUAGAUCAUCGGUUCCACAGCCUUCAGUGACGCCAAUCCCACCACAACUGGGGAGAGACGGCAGCUACGACCACGGAGGAAACUACCAAUCUGCAACAAGCCAGAUGCGUACGCUCAGCAACGAUACCGAAACGACAUCAGAAGAGUACCUCGUUACACCCUACCAUUUAAUCGAGAAUCUAAACUUGAUUGGAGAGGAGCCGUCGAUAUACGAGUUACUAGUACCCUUGACUGUCAAAUCGGUGUUGACGAAAUAUUCCGGAUUGGUGGCGUUCCUCAAUGCACACUAUCCAAACAUCACCAACAAGGACGGAGUCAAUCUCCAUUUUCUCGAAAUCAACUUGGUCCAACACCACGACGACUCUCUUUACUUAUCCACUCUACUCAUAAUUAUCACAUUGAAUCAAAUCAUUGCUGAGAUUCUCAUCAAGUUGAAAAAACAGAAAUUUAAGAAAUUUGUUAGGUACACCAAAAAGAAACUUGCAUAUCGACCAUUCAAGACUUUCAAGAACUUGUGCCAUUUUAAAGUAUUGGAGAUAUUUUCCCUCAUUGAAAAGAAUUUCAUUGUGCCGUCCAUAAUCCCCAGAAACAAGGCUUCUUCUAAUGGGAAUAAUGGGAACCAGAAUCUUUUUGCCCACUUGAGUCAAUACCAAAUCUACUACAAUUUAUCUCUCUCCAAUAUGCAAUUGUGCAAUUACAACCAUAUUUUGAAUUUGACAAACACCCUCAACACAUCAAUCGACUGCUACAAUGCAUACGGGAACGAAGCUCAAGAACAUCAAAAGUUGUUGUAUUUAGGUCGUGCCAUUUGCAAUUUCCAGUUGAUUAAUGUCAAGGAGAAUGAUUCCCUUGUGCCUAUUCGCGAAUUGUACGAGUUGAUUUACACAUUUGAACGAUACUACAUUCUAUUCAGCUCAUACAAUUACAAUGUCAACGUGUUGCGAAACAAUGACAUUAUGUUGCACUUGAAAAGUGACAAGUACCGUGGAGAAGGAUACCCGUAUGAGUUGAUGCACAUUAUUGCCGAGCUGGGGUUGGUACCGUCCUUGUGUCGCAACACGUGGCUAAAUGUGCUGUUGGAAUUUGAUAAACCGCAUCCGGGCUAUUUCGAAUUGAAGGGCAGAAUAGAUGCAUUGAGAUGCACCGAUUACAUGUGGCUUAUCCUUCGCGAAGUCUUGUUAUUCAAGAUUAUGCUACUACGGCCAUUGAAUUUUGAUCAAAGUAAAUUGGAAAUUGUACGAAUAAUUGAUUCAAUUAGCAAUAGCUUGGAAAGUGCCGAUUCAGAUAUUUUCAAAGUAAAAGUAUCCAAUUAUCAAAUCUUGCAACCGUUGUUGCACAUUUUGAAAAUUUUCCUCGAAAUUAAACAAGUCGAGGUGCGGUUGGGCAAACUGGUUAAUAUCCAAGACCAAGAGUUAUUGGUUCGAUAUACUGAACUUUUGAUCACUCAUUUACCGUUUUUCAACAAUAUCAACAAGUUGAUUCGAGCACACCGGAUUCUCAAUAAUUGGUUCUUGAUGUUGAGCGAGGUAAAGAAGGAGAGCAGUGAGCAGCAGCCAUUGCAGAUUUACCAACCACCAGCAACAACCACAACAGCAGCUACAGAAGGAGGUGCAACACCAAUAGGUACACCCGCAGCACCAGUGGCGGCGACAUCUCAGAUCAAUUCAGAGUUGCCAUUGCCAUUGCACACAGGAAUUACACCACAAGCACAAGCACAAGCACAAGCACAAUCACAAGCACAAUCACAAGCACAAUCACAGUCAUUGCAACCGCAACAGCGAAUAGCAUCGCAAAUAGACGUGAACGAGUUGAUGAGAGACUUUACAGUGUCUAGAUUAGAUGGUCCUGACUUUGAAGUCAACAAUCCCACCCCAUCUAUUCAGUACAGAGCUGAUGACGACGAAGACGACGAAGAGCAAGAUUUCUUCACCAUUGUGCCCAAAAAUGAACACGGUCAUAAAUUUGUUGUCAACCAACAAGCAUCAUCAGCAGGCAACUUUGUGGCUAAUAAUAACGACGUCGCUCCACUGCAGCCCCAAACACCACAGUUCAAUUUCCCCACUGUGGGUGGUGUUGGUGGUAGUAAUACCAAUCUACCUAUGAGUGCUAGCACCAGAAGUUUCUUUUCGUUGCUUAAUGCUACAAGUUAUGUUGAGGAUAAUAAUCAGUUGGACGGGAAUGGUGAAAGAGGUAACUUGACAGGUUCCAGUUUUUUCAAUUUGAGUAAUCUUAGGUAG
Lodderomyces theae is the source of this 2826-nucleotide messenger RNA. RefSeq names its product Zn(II)2Cys6 transcription factor domain-containing protein. The transcript has a single exon. NCBI's taxonomy places the organism in Eukaryota, Fungi, Ascomycota, Pichiomycetes, Serinales, Debaryomycetaceae. The coding region runs from base 1 to 2826 and encodes 941 amino acids. Gene Ontology annotation, molecular function: zinc ion binding; DNA-binding transcription factor activity, RNA polymerase II-specific. Gene Ontology annotation, biological process: regulation of DNA-templated transcription. The record is from RefSeq and is a predicted model, not a curated record.